CUUAUUUCUGUAAACUUGGCAGUUGAUGGAUAUAGGAGAUGCGAAAAAUGGAUGCGUGAUGAUGCCGUAGACUCAAAGGAGUCUAAGACAACCUCAUGGUUCAAGCGAUUCAUAGGGCGCGAGCAAAAGCCAGAAGUGACCUGGCCAUUCCCAUUUGUGGAGGGUAGACUGUUUAUUUUGACCAUACGAGCUGGCGUAGAAGGAUACCAUAUAAGUGUCGGGGGUCGGCAUGUGACAUCUUUCCCAUAUCGAACAGGGUUUACACUGGAAGAUGCAACAGGAUUAGCAAUUAAGGGAAACGUGGAUAUUCAUUCUGUUUAUGCUACGUCUCUUCCUGCAUCACAUCCAAGUUUCUCACCUCAAAGAGUGUUGGAAAUGUCGGAGAAGUGGAAAGCUAGUCCUCUACCUAAGGGCCCAAUUCAAGUUUUUAUUGGAGUCCUCUCGGCUACUAAUCACUUUGCGGAGAGAAUGGCAGUGAGAAAAACUUGGAUGCAAUCAUCAGCAAUCAAGUCUUCACGUGUAGUAGUCCGCUUCUUUGUUGCAUUGAAUCCAAGGAAGGAGGUGAAUUUGAUGAUGAAAGAAGAGGCUGAUUACUUUGGUGAUAUCGUGAUCCUACCGUUCAUGGAUCGCUAUGAGCUUGUUGUACUUAAAACCAUUGCUAUUUGUGAGUUUGGGGUUCAGAAUGUGACGGCUGCAUACAUCAUGAAGGGUGACGAUGACACGUUUAUUAGGGUGGAUACUGUUCUAAAAGAGAUAGAGGGCAUCUCUCCGAAAAAAUCUCUUUAUAUGGGUAAUCUCAACCUCUUGCAUCGACCUCUCAGAAGUGGAAAAUGGGCAGUUACGUACGAGGAGUGGCCAGAAGAAGUUUAUCCUCCAUAUGCGAAUGGGCCUGGGUACAUAAUUUCCAUUGACAUUGUUAAAUUCAUCGUCUCUCAACAUGCGAACAAGAGCUUAAGGCUUUUCAAGAUGGAAGAUGUGAGCAUGGGAAUGUGGGUGGAGCAAUUCAACAGUUCAAUCACAGCCGUACAAUAUUCCCAUAACUGGAAGUUUUGUCAGUACGGAUGUUUGGUUGACUAUUACACUGCACAUUAUCAAUCCCCAAGACAAAUGAUCUGUCUUUGGGACAAGUUGGCUAGAGGCCGAGCUCAUUGCUGUAACUUCAGAUGACACAAGAGAAAAAGAAAACUGCUCUCUGCUUCUUUUGUAGAGUAGUCUUCUCUUUCUUGCUGAUUUUUGUGCCAUUCUUGUCCUUGCUGAUUUUUGUCCAUAUGCUCAAUUAAGUUAAAAGUUAAUUAUCAAUGAACUUUAAUCAAUGAUUUGCAAGUUAAUCACAU
This is a messenger RNA of Morus notabilis, 1334 nucleotides long. Its product is annotated as hydroxyproline O-galactosyltransferase GALT2. Gene Ontology annotation, molecular function: carbohydrate binding; galactosyltransferase activity. The record is from RefSeq and is a predicted model, not a curated record. NCBI's taxonomy places the organism in Eukaryota, Viridiplantae, Streptophyta, Magnoliopsida, Rosales, Moraceae. The annotation marks the transcript as partial. Gene Ontology annotation, cellular component: Golgi membrane. The transcript has 6 exons.